This is a messenger RNA of Geodia barretti, 3441 nucleotides long. The record is from the annotation of a GenBank genome assembly. NCBI's taxonomy places the organism in Eukaryota, Metazoa, Porifera, Demospongiae, Tetractinellida, Geodiidae.
UCACAAACUCCACCAUGCAAAGUUGCUGUUGUGCUGGACGCAUGCUGUGAGCAUGCACAUAAGUGAAAAACAUACUGAUAGACUAAACAUGCAUGCGAUAUUAUACAAAUAACAAUGUGAGAUGCAUGAUGAUGUGGGUUCCAUUCUGUUGUUCUGGGGUUCCAUUCAAUCAUCCACUUUUUCCUGAACUUGAGGUUCCUGGCCUCUAGACACCUGCAAGUUGGAGGGCCUCCAAGAAUGGAGUCAGGGCCUCUCUGAUGCCGUCUCCCACUAUCCUCUGAAGAUCAGCAGGUCUUAGUGGUGGUGACAGCUCUAGCUCCACAGAUGGUGGCGGUCUCAUUUUUGUGGCUAUUAUUAUGUGUCCGUGAAAGUGUUCGAUGAAGGAGAGCACAUUGUCCAACCUCUUUGUAAGGUACUCGAACACAUGGAGGCGCACUAUCCCCUGCUGUAUAACUUGGGUGACAUGUCUGUUUGCAACAAACCCUGUGGGAACAACAAAGGUGUCGAUUGCACCUAGUAGGGAGAAUUUCCUUAGGACUACUGGUGUUUAAAACCAACUACCUUCUCAUAGCACAUUCUCCAGUUUGAACACUGUACAAUACUGGUGCACAUACCUAGACUUUCACCAAUCUAUGGUGGUCACAACACUCAUGUGACUGUCACAUGACAACAAUGGCCGCUAGGUCUUUAAAAAACUGGUUUAUUUAUGGGGGGACUAACAAGUCUGCCACGCCAGUGAGCUCGUCACACACGAGACCACACCAAUGUUUGUGGGGGUUGCCUGUUGUGGAUCUCACAUGGUACUGACUUGUUCUGGCGGUAUAUACAAAAGCAAGUUCGCCAUCAAAGACUUCCCCCGCACCAUCCGAGAACAAAUCUAUGGCUAAUGGAAUGUCCUCCAGUGUUGAAAACAGCUGCUCAAGAAUUGGGGGCACUGGUACGGUGGCUAUAUACAGUGACGGGAGAUCUCAUAAUAAGCGCGCUGGGUCCGUUCUCUACACUUGAUCCGUUUGGUCUUUGUCAUUUUGCAGGCCGUGUCCUUCUUGCCCUUUAUGCUGGCCGUGUCCUUGCUGGCUGUGUCUUUCUUGCUCGCCAUGAUCUUUGCCGAUCACGACUGAAAAGAGACGCAGGUCCGAUAGGGCAGGUUGAAUCGUGGCUCAGACACACAAACAACAACAAGACGGACCACUCUCGGCGCAAGUGCGCAUGCUCCCACAUGCGCGCACGUGUGCGCGCGAGAACUAACUGUCAAUAUUUCGCUCCCCAUUUGGUGCACCCACCAGCUAGUAAUCAUGUUUAGGCUGCUUGCUCAGGCACGGCGAAGCGCCGUUGGCAUGGAAUGUGCUCGUAGAUCUCUAAGUUCCAGUCCUUCUCCGGCAGCUGGCACGCCAGAGAGGGUGGAUGACCUCCUUCAAAGAAUGUCAGAGGAACUGGAGGGAAGGAGUAAACGUGAAGCUGUGUCAGAUGUGCAGUCAAGCUUCAAAUCUACUCAGCACUCCAAUCUGGCAGGCACACUUAGUGAGGGAAAUGUCAGGCAACAUCGUGCUGCUAAUGGAGCAGCGGGGAAGGAGUGGGGAAGAACAACGAGGAGGGAGAAUAGAUGGGGAGAGGGUGAGUGGGGAUAUAGGAGGGGAAGGAGGGGCUCUGGGAAGGAGAACUGGUAUGGAAAAGGGAGGGAAAGGAGAAACAAUGCAAGCCGAGAGAUAAUGCGAGAGAAGACAGCGAGGUUGGAUGUUACCACUAUAACUACACAACAAUGGAACACUCCCCUCCCUAAAAGCACAAGAGAAGAAAGUGAACUGUUUGGCAGAGUGAAUACUGGAAUCAACUUUGACAACUAUGACAGAAUUCCAGUGGAGAUUUCUGGAGAUAACUGUCCCAGACCUAUUGUAGGCUUUGAUGAGUGUAACUUUGCCUCGAUGUUACAGGAGAACGUCAAGUUGGCCCAGUACUUCAAGCCAACUCCAGUACAGAAGCAUGCAGUGCCAAUAAUGAUGGAGGGAAGGGACCUUAUGGCCUGUGCCCAGACUGGCUCCGGGAAGACUGCAGCCUAUUUGUUUCCUAUCAUCUCAAGCAUCCUCAGCAGUGGCCCUCCUCCCCAGCCACCACCUCCUCCUCUUCCUUCCCCUCCUUUGCUGGAGAGGAAUGGCUACCGUGAUGAGAGGCAGUACCCAAUGGGUUUGGUCUUGGUCCCAACUAGAGAACUAGCUUCCCAAGUCCACUCCGAGGCAGUCAAGUACUCCUACCGCUCCCUUAUCCGGCCUUGUGUUGUGUACGGAGGGACCAGCAUCACCACUCAGAUGAGAGAUGUGGCUAGAGGCUGUGUUCUGCUGGUGGCCACCCCAGGAAGACUGGUUGACUUCAUAGAGAGAGGCAGGAUUGGACUUGACCUAUGCCGGCAUGUAGUUCUGGAUGAGGCGGACAGGAUGCUGGACAUGGGGUUUGAGCCACAGAUUAGGAGUGUGAUAGAGAGAGGUAGCAUGCCUCCAGUUGGAGAGAGACAGACUGUCAUGUUCUCUGCCACUUUCCCAAGGGAAAUCAGGAACUUGGCCCAGGACUUUCUCUCAACCCCUCUGUUCCUAGCAGUAGGUCGUGUUGGCUCCACCAGUGAAGAUAUACAGCAAGUUCUAAUGUGGGUGGAGGAACAUGAGAAAAUCCCAACAUUGAUAGAUAUACUUGGGAAGACAGAUGCUGAUCCUGAAAGUUGUACUCUAAUCUUUGUUCAAACAAAGAGGACUUGUGACAAACUGAACGACAUUUUAUAUGAUAAGGGUUUUCGAUGUACCAGUAUUCAUGGGAUCGCAGCCAAUCUCAGCGAGAGGGUGCUCUGAGGUCGUUCAAGUCAGGUCGUACUCCCAUCUUGGUUGCCACCUCAGUGGCUGCUAGAGGACUGGAUAUUCCCAACAUCAAACAUGUCAUUAACUAUGACAUGCCUUUGGAUAUUGAUGAGUAUGUCCAUAGAAUUGGCCGGACUGGCCGUGUUGGUAACCCAGGGCUAGCCACCGCAUUCUUCAAUGAUGACAGCCGUACAGCGAGCAGUGAGCUCCUGGUGUUGCUGGAGGAGAACAAGCAGGAGGUACCCUCCUGGCUGCGGGACCUCCACUUCGAGAUGAGGAUACUUCCGAAGAUAAAGAGGGACGAGAUGAGACAAAGACAAAGAGGGAAGUGGCAGCAGAGGUAUGUUUCAACUUCUAGCACAGCAAAUCAAUAACUGAAGAGCACGUGUUGAGGAACGGGACCGGAGGAGAGGUGGAGGAAGAGGUGGACAUGAACGUAACUGGUAGAAACUUCAAACGUAUUAUUGUAUUGCAGAUUGUAAAUGAUAUGAAUUAUUAUUCUGUUAUGAGGUUGGGAGAGAAUGGAUUAGGCAAGUGACAAGUUACCAAGUACAUUCAGGGUUAUUGUGUGUUCAAAGUUUUGUGUUUGCUGUGAAUUAUCUUU